This is a messenger RNA of Caenorhabditis briggsae, 1170 nucleotides long. Gene Ontology annotation, cellular component: nucleus; cytoplasm. The transcript has 3 exons. Lineage: Eukaryota; Metazoa; Nematoda; Chromadorea; Rhabditida; Rhabditidae. The record is from RefSeq and is a predicted model, not a curated record. Gene Ontology annotation, biological process: peptidyl-serine phosphorylation; signal transduction. The coding region runs from base 1 to 1170 and encodes 389 amino acids. Gene Ontology annotation, molecular function: protein serine/threonine kinase activity; ATP binding.
AUGAUGUCUUCGGAUGAAACGGACGAUGUGCUGCCGAGAGAAGAUGAAAUGCUGAAAACAAAAAAAGACAAGUACAAAGUGAUCGCCCUGCUUGGAAAAGGAGGAUACGGAGCAGUCUAUUCGGUGCUUCGUCAGAGUGAUAUGGAGAAGUUCGCGAUUAAAUGUGAGAAGGCGUCGGCUGGAAAGAAGGUUCUUCUGAUGGAUUGUAAUGUGAUGAAAGGCGCGAUUCAAAUAAAGAGUCGUCAUUUUUGUACGGUUUUGGAUCGAGCAAACGUCAAGGAUCGAUUCAAUUUCGUGGUUAUGAAAUUGAUCGGAAAGAAUUUGUGGGAUUUGAGACAAGACCGUCCGGAUGGUAGAUUCUCGUUGGGUACAGCAUUGAAGGCUGCCGCGCAGUGUUUGGUGUCUAUCGAACAUCUCCAUAGUUUUGGAUAUCUUCAUCGAGACAUCAAACCAGGAAAUUUCGCAGCGGGAAGAACCGAAUCCAACGAGCACCACACAAUCUUCAUGCUCGACUUUGGUCUCUGUCGUGAAUUCGUGAAACGAGCCGAAGGUAAAGAUAUGAGAGCUCCACGUGGUACUGCUCCAUUCAGAGGAACAACUCGGUAUGCUCCACUGGCUGCAAUGCUCCAACAGGAUCAAUCAAGAAAAGAUGAUAUUGAAUCGUGGUUGUAUAUGGUUGUUGAAUGGACUUCUGGAGGUCUUCCAUGGCGGAAAUUGAAGGCUCAUGAUCGUGAAAAAGUGCUCACUUACAAGCAAGAUGUGAGAACGAAGCCGGAUAUUCUGGAUGAUUUCUUUUAUAAUUGUCCAAAGAAAGAGUUUAACAGAAUUCUGAAGUACGUCGAUUCUCUUGGCUACUACGCAGUUCCUGACUAUAAAUUCAUCUACUACUGUGUUCAACACGCUGCAACUGCCAACAAAAUCAAGGAUGAUGAUCCGAUCGAUUGGGAUCCAGACCGCCCGUAUUUCGGACCUGUUGAAUGUCCAGGAGAUGGGAAAGUGAUCGAUUUGGAUGUGGAAGGUGGUGCAUCGACCAAAGACUUCUCGAAGAAGCAGGCAAAAGAAAAAGAAUUGAAGGAGAAGGAUAAGAGUGAUGAGACUAGAAAGGCCAAGAAGAAAUCUGUAGCAUCACCGAACAAGGAGAAGACAGAGAUCAGGGAUGUGAAGAAGUGA